GAGAAACCCUCAUCCCUUUCUAUCAUCCCUCCCAUGGCGGAGUCGUCCGAGAACGCCACCGCGGCGCCCGUGCCCGCGCCACCUGCCGCCCCCGCCCCGGCCACGGUCCUGUCGCCGGCGCCGAAGAUGUCCCCGCCUGCCAACUCCGGGAUCCCAUCGCGGUACGACCUGCACGCCAAGUGGGACGCCUGCCUCGACCUCUCCAUCCACCGCGUCGCCUACUCCUCCCUCGCCGGCGCCUUCGGGGGCCUCAUCCUCUUCCAUGAGCCAUCCAUGGAUGUACGGUGA
Messenger RNA from Hordeum vulgare subsp. vulgare (domesticated barley), 288 nucleotides. RefSeq lists its product as uncharacterized. Lineage: Eukaryota; Viridiplantae; Streptophyta; Magnoliopsida; Poales; Poaceae. The record is from RefSeq and is a predicted model, not a curated record. The coding region runs from base 34 to 288 and encodes 84 amino acids. The transcript is spliced from 2 exons. Gene Ontology annotation, cellular component: mitochondrial inner membrane; mitochondrion; MICOS complex.